Trypanosoma grayi is the source of this 3264-nucleotide messenger RNA. RefSeq lists its product as hypothetical. NCBI's taxonomy places the organism in Eukaryota, Euglenozoa, Kinetoplastea, Trypanosomatida, Trypanosomatidae. The transcript has a single exon. Bases 1 to 3264 code for a protein of 1087 amino acids. The record is from RefSeq and is a predicted model, not a curated record.
AUGCGGCGCACCACUCGGCUUAGGGGCGGGGCUGAUCUGCUCACCCGCUGGAGGGCCAAUCUUGGCGGUGGACAGACACUCUCAAGAGAGUCGGCGCUACAACUUAUGCAGGAGACGGUGGAUGAAGCACACACCUCAGCAGAUGGACGGAAAAAGCCUCUGCUCGCCACAAGGAGGCAUUCGGUGAUGAUUUGGAAGUCUUUGGGCCAACACCAUAUUCCCUGGGCAGACUGCCUGGGGCUGCUGGAGGCCCAAUUGGCCGCAGUCUCGCCGGCCCAGCGGCGCUUUCUACAGGACAGCCUUGCCGAUGAGAAGCAGUUGGGCCGCCUGCCGCACCUUGUGAUAGCGAUGUGGCAGCACUUGGCCGAUUUGUCGGCGGUUUACGCUCAUCUCAUGGCAGCAGAGACGAUAGUGCGGUUCGCCUCCCUGGUGCAGAUCGCCGUGCGGGAGCGUCCUCAGCUAGGUGGUGUGUUGCCCGUCACCCCCUGUGUAUUGAUGCGGUGCUACGAACUUGGUAAGGCUCAACCGGAAGUUGCACUGGAAUGCUGUCGAGGCUUAGCACUGGUGAACGCAGAGACAGUACCGCGGCGUGAGAAGGAGGCGCUGGCGUUGGCGUACGCGAUGCUCCACGCGAACAGUGGCUGCUGGAGCAUGGCACUGUCGGUGGUGAAUGCCGCACGUGAGGUGCGCCCUUCUGCAAAGCGACUUUUUUGGCUCUACACCAAGCGGACAAGUCAGUGGGAGAAAGCCCUUUCGAGCACGCAGCCGGUGGAACGGCAAGUUGUGGUGGAGUCGAUCAAGCACGCACCGGGUUUUUCUUGUGCGUUGAAGGUGUAUGAGAAAUGGGAAUCCCAUGAGGCUGCUGUUGCACUGCUUGCUCGACCAGACUGCAUCAGCGCAAUGGGAUGGGAGGCGGCGCUGCGUCUCUGUCAUAAAGCCCACGUUUGCACGUACAGUAUUUUGCGGCACAUCCUCGCUGGCAUUCCUGCUGACCAUCCCCAGUUGAUGCAGCUACACACAAGCACUAUACGUCUUGGAGGGGAUUCCAUGUAUGCAGGAACGCUCACACGCAGGGCGCACACAUUUAUCAAAAAAAGUCAAUGGUCUGAAGCCAUUGGACUGCUAUGUGGGUGCCGUUAUUACGACGUUGCGCUUCCGCUUGCACCACAUGUCCCUCGUGGUGUUGCCCUGCCUCAUGAGCUGCUGGCCUAUGAGGAAGCUGUGCAUCGCGCCAAGAUGUCAUUGACACCAGCGAAUGCUGCUUUUUUUGAAGAAAAGCUGGCGGUGGCCCUCCACGGGGAUUGGACUCAGCUGAAAGAAUUGCCAGACAAUGCUCGGCUACACUCCUUGAUUCUGGCCAGGCGUGCUCGCGACCCCUGCGGGACUGAAGGGGUAAAAGAUAGCAGUGGGGUGCAGUGCUUCACAUUUCAUAGUGAAGAACUCUCCAGGCUUGUCUGUCUACGUGCGGACCGAAAGGCGCAGCGGUACUUCAUGCAGGUGAUUCCAAGUGUUCUGCGUCUCCACCAUUUUGGAACAGAGUGUAUUCCUGAGCCUGAGCCAGAUGCCCGUGGACAAUACGUUGACUUCUUCUUAUCCGAUAACGUUGUGUCCGGCAGAGAGAGCUGCAAUGCUCUGUGCGCCAUGUUGGUGCGGCACCUACAGACUUCCGGUAAGUUAACAGAAUUGGCGUUUCUCAGGGAGAUUGCCAAGUGCCUCGCUGCAGGCAAAGUGCGGCUGGCAGCAGCUGAUCGCCACGAGCUUCCACUUGCAGUUCUGCGAGCAGCUACCCAUUUUCACCGUGCGAACGCCGCCAUGACAGCUCGCAUCGCAAUAUCAACCCCCUCUCAGCACUUAACAGCACAUACUGAGGCACUGGAGAGUAGCAUGAACGCUUUUGUCUUAAACGGCCAGUGGGAGCGGGCGAUUUCACUUAUACAACGAACGAAACGACCGUAUCCUGAGUCGUUUGGCUCUGUGGCCUAUGUGGUCCCACACGCUGAGGCACGAAAGAUAUUGAGGCUGAUCUGGAAAGACAAUGCGGAAAGCCGAUGGCUUCUCCUUCUGCAAGACUUGCUUCAUGGGGAUGUCAGACUCGCGCAAGACGAGCUCGCGUCUGUUUCUUCUGUUGUUUGGACCUCUCGCGACAGCAAGCGAACGCAGUGGCGGCGACGUGUUCUCGGGGCGUGCUGCGCUUUGCUGCAGUCGUCCGAGUCGAUGUGCAUGGUUGUGCGGGCGGCCAAAACCUCUGCGUUUUCUUCAUUGGAUGUGGAUGAACAUGGCCUGACGCGACUCCUCCGUGUACUUCCGUGGGAACUAGCUGUAACAGCGGUGACUGACCUUCAAGAAAGGGGAGAGGUGGUGGAAGAGCUUUGGAUACUAGCUGUCUGCACAAAACCGUCGAUCCCUCUGGAUUCGAUCAAGAAGCUCGUGGCGUGGCUUCCGUACUCAACACUGUUGCAUGCUGUGUUGGUUUACCAAGAGGCUGGAGGGCAGGGGGAUCUCUGCAUGGCGGUGAAGGCUAUAGCUCGAUACCAAACGGUAAUGCUUACCGAGUACUGGUCUAGUGACGCAUACCUCCGCCCGUUCGUGUUGCUCCUGAAGGAUGUGUUGCUUCGUUUUGAUGAUGAAGCUUGGGAAAGGAUUUCACUCUGGCCUAUAGUCCGCCGGAUGUUUAACAAGAUUGUGGAGGAAUCCAGGUUUACACAUCUGGGAAGGAAAGGCAGAAAUAGUAUUCCUUUAGCGCUCCGUGAAGAUGGGCCAUGCGCCGCUCAGAUGAUCACUGGAUUUCUCUAUCAUCAGCUGAGCCGGACUCUGCAGGUGCCGAUCUCGGCGUCCAUUACCUCACGGCUCUUGCGAAGCGUGGCGUUACGCACGAGUGACCAUCAGAGUGCAUUGCAUUUCUUUAAAUCCUUGAAACAUCCAAGUGAUGAGGAACGAAGACUUCUCGUUUUCGCGCUGCGAGACACGGAUGAUGCGAUGACCGUGUUGCUAAAUACGGGACGAUUUGUACGCCCGAGACCAGACCAAGUGCUCUUGUGGAGCGAUCAACGCCUUGGUGAAGAGAGGUGGCGGGAGUCCCUCAAGUUGUUGUCUCAGUCCCCACCACCAGAGGAGCAGUUGACGCAGUUGUGCUCUGGCUGGACGUCGGCGGAGUGCCUCCACGCGCUGGAGCUACUCCGACGGACGCACGGAAGUUCCCCAGAGGCGGAGCCGUAUGUGGCACUGGUAAAGAAGGUGCAGGUGAAGGAGCCUGGGCAGGAAUGA